CCCCCCUAACCAAAAGUUAUAAACCUGUGAUCCUCCCAGCCCUGCACUACUCCUACACAUAUGCCAUGGAUGGGUUUGUGCCACUGUGACACCCCCAAAAUCUCUCCCCUUAUCUUUCCUGUCAGGAGUCAUGCCCCCAUGAGCCCUCAAGUUGUGCCCACCACAGAAUGGCAGAAACUCUACAACUCAAUUCCACCUUCCUACACCCAACCUUCUUCAUACUGACUGGCUUUCCAGGGCUAGGAAGUGCCCAGACUUGGCUGACACUGGUCUUUGGGCCCACUUAUCUGCUGGCCCUGCUGGGCAAUGGAGCACUGUUGGCAGUGGUGUGGAUAGACUCCACACUGCACCAGCCCAUGUUUCUACUGUUGGCCAUCUUGGCAGCCACAGACCUGGGCUUAGUCACAUCUAUAGCCCCAGGGUUGCUGGCUGUGCUGUGGCUUGGGCCCCGAUCUGUGCCAUAUGCUGUGUGCCUGGUCCAGAUGUUCUUUGUACAUGCACUGACUGCCAUGGAAUUAGGUGUGCUUUUGGCCAUGGCCUGUGAUCGUGCUGCGGCAAUAGGGCGUCCACUGCACUACCCUGUCCUGGUCACCAAAGCCUGUGGUUAUGCAGCCUUGGCCCUGGCACUGAAAGCUGUGGCUAUUGUUGUACCUUUCCCACUGCUGGUGGCAAAGUUUGAGCACUUCCAAGCCAAGACCAUAGGCCAUACCUAUUGUGCACACAUGGCAGUGGUAGAACUGGUGGUGGGUAACACACAGGCCAACAACUUAUAUGGUCUGGCACUUUCACUGGCCAUCUCAGGUAUGGAUAUUCUGGGUAUCACUGGCUCCUAUGGACUCAUUGCCCAUGCUGUGCUGCAGCUACCUACCCGGGAGGCCCGUGCCAAGGCCUUUGGUACAUGUAGUUCUCACAUCUGUGUCAUUCUGGCCUUCUACAUACCUGGUCUCUUCUCCUACCUCACACACCGCUUUGGUCAUCACACUGUCCCAAAGCCUGUGCACAUCCUUCUCUCCAACAUCUACUUGCUGCUGCCACCUGCCCUCAACCCCCUCAUCUAUGGGGCCCGCACCAAGCAGAUCAGAGACCGACUCCUGGAAACCUUCACGUUCAGAAAAAGCCCAUUGUAAUGUCCAGUGGUAACA
Messenger RNA from Gorilla gorilla gorilla (western lowland gorilla), 1142 nucleotides. RefSeq names its product olfactory receptor family 52 subfamily W member 1 (gene OR52W1). The record is from RefSeq and is a predicted model, not a curated record. Lineage: Eukaryota; Metazoa; Chordata; Mammalia; Primates; Hominidae. Gene Ontology annotation, biological process: G protein-coupled receptor signaling pathway. Gene Ontology annotation, cellular component: plasma membrane. Gene Ontology annotation, molecular function: olfactory receptor activity.